Molecule: messenger RNA, 1404 nt
Organism: Aspergillus candidus
Lineage: Eukaryota; Fungi; Ascomycota; Eurotiomycetes; Eurotiales; Aspergillaceae
Exons: 3
Coding region: 1-1404 (467 amino acids)
Source: RefSeq, a predicted model, not a curated record
AUGAAGAAUCCACCUCCGCCAGCGCCAGCGCCAGCGCCAGCUCCAGCUCCAGAGUAUAUACCAUCCACAUCCGCAACACCACCCAGUCCCAGUUCCAAAUCAAUGAUCAGCAUACACGAUGAAAAACACCACCACCACCAACAACAACAACAACAACCCGAUCAACCCGAAAAUGGAGACAACGACGCCUCCCCACCCCCCUACCACCCCAUAACCCUCAUUGAGAACCAAAUCGACACCGACCAACCCCGCCGCUCGCGCAUCCUUCCCAUCCCACUCGUUAUACCCCAAACAAGCCACACCCUCCACGGCAGUAUCUACCGCCCCUUCACACGCGCCUACUCCCCCUCCCUCACAUCCCACGGCAUCCCCCGCUCGGACUUCCUCUCCUUCAUCGACGGCCUCAACAACGCCUGGCUCGCCCACCCCUACCUCCAAGCCGUCUCCACAACCUCACACCUACUGAACUUCCUCCCGCUACUGGAGACGCAGAUCGUCGGCCUGGGUGUGUCCGUCGCGGCCGAAUACGGAUCCAUCAAGCUGUCGCAGGCGCGCACGCAGGCCUAUCUGCGGAUCGCGAACGAGUCGCUUUUUGCCCCGCGCGGUCUGAGGGUGCAGAUUUUGAAGACGGCUUCGAUGUUGGAGACUGUUGGCGUGGAGUCUGAUGUACUGGAGUUGCCGCCUCUGCGGGGAGAUGGCGCUUCUUCUGUGGAGGGGGAGCCUCCGCGUUAUGGGGAUGGAGGGGAAAGGGAGGAAGGCGGGGAUGGAGGGGAGGAGGGAUUGGAUAAGGGUAAGGGUGGGGAUGGUGGGGAUAGGGCGAGGGGGAAUAAUAAGGAACAGUAUGAUCCGCAGGUGCGGAGGCUGGAGGCGCUCGCCGGCCACGUCCUCCCCAUCCGCUUCGAUGGCGAGCGGACCGACAGUGAUAAUUGGCUGAAGCGCGUGACGGCGAAACAAGAGCGGUGGUUCACGACUCGCCAGAAUACGGGGCUGGGGGUGAAGCGGGAUAAGGCGGCGCGGAUGGCGGAGAAGGCGGAGCGGGCGGGGGCGGAGAUUGAUGCGCGGAUAGCGGAGGUGGAGGCGGUGGGGGAGGGUGCGCGGGAGAGGGCGCGGGAGAGAUUGGCGGGCCCGCUGGGCGAGUCGUUGCAGGGGAGGGGCAUUGUGCGGGAUGAUCUUGAUAAGGAGAUGAAGGGGGUGGAGAGGAAGCUGGAGAAGUUGAGGAGGGAGAGGGAGGCAAAGGUUACGAAAGUGAUAAUCAAGAGUGAGAAGCGGGUGAUGAGGGUUGAGAAGAGGGAGACGAAGAUUGCGCAGAAGGUUAUGUGGGUUGUUGUUACGGGGGAUGAUGCUGGGGAGGGGGAAUUUGUGAAUCAUUUGUAUGAGGAUGAGGAUGAUGAUGAUUCUUCUUGA